Trematomus bernacchii (emerald rockcod) is the source of this 1041-nucleotide messenger RNA. It is a transcript of the gene mia, whose product is annotated as MIA SH3 domain containing. Lineage: Eukaryota; Metazoa; Chordata; Actinopteri; Perciformes; Nototheniidae. The record is from RefSeq and is a predicted model, not a curated record. The transcript is spliced from 4 exons. Bases 155 to 541 code for a protein of 128 amino acids. Gene Ontology annotation, molecular function: protein binding. Gene Ontology annotation, biological process: extracellular matrix organization.
UAAGGAGGUAAGGGGGUAGGGAGAGUAGAAAAAGGGACUGCCAUCCAUGUAACCUUCUUCUUUCUCAGAGACAGCAAACAGAACAGAAAGCCCACAAGCUUUUAUUAAGCUUAAAACAAGACCAUUGGAUCAUUAGGUGCGUUCAAAUACAGACAUGGAUUGCAAACUCUGGCUUGCUUUUUCAGUGUGGCUUUUGCUGCCCACCUCUGAAGCUGGAAGGCAGAUGCCUAAACUCUCUGAAAAGAAACUCUGCGCUGACUCCGAAUGCAGCAAUCCUAUCCUAAUAGCUCGUGCAGUGCAGGACUAUUACCCUGGAGACUGCAGAUUCAUCCCCAUCAGACAGGGCCAGCUCAUCUAUGUUUAUGCGAUGCUAAGAGACAGAGGGAACCUCUUCUGGGCUGGCAGUGUACAAGACUCCUAUUACGGACAGCAGGAGGCUCGCAUUGGUCACUUCCCAAGCAGCGUAGUGGAGGAGACCCAUCCCCUCAUGCCAGCCAGCACCGAAGUCGAGACUACUAACUGGGACUUCUACUGUAACUAAUGUUGCAUUUACCAACAAAGAGAACAACAUGGUAAUAAACUUUGUUUGUCCAAGACAAACAUAUUUUUUGAUCUUACACAGAUUGUUGAUAUGUAGUUUUGCUUAUCCAAACUGUUGAUAACCUGCACCUUAGAAGAUAUGAACAGCGCGGCACAACAAAAUAUGAUUCUAGAUUGUGAUCAUAAUGAAAAUGUCAAAGCGCUACGAAGGGCUAUUGCUGCUUAACGCUCUAUAUUUGACUUGUGUCUGUUUUACUCUCUGUAAUACUCCAUCGUUCUGAUUGUAUCUGUUUCGCAUUUUUCUGAUUCAAGUAAUUUGUGCUCCAUUGUUUUUGAUGUUUUCGCAUCACAAAAUAAAUACCAAUGUGUGACAACUGUCUAGAAAAUGUCUACAAAAUAUACGAUGCUUUCUAUAUAAUAUUUGUAUUAUUAAAGGGGACUAUAUUGCAGUAGAGUAGAGGACAAAUGCAUUGCACUAAAAAUAAAUUAAUCAUGAUUCAA